Molecule: messenger RNA, 2969 nt
Organism: Caenorhabditis angaria
Lineage: Eukaryota; Metazoa; Nematoda; Chromadorea; Rhabditida; Rhabditidae
Source: the annotation of a GenBank genome assembly
AUGAAUAGGUCUUGGAGUUUUCUAGUCGUUUUAUUAUCAUUUUGUUUAUUGGUGACUUGGGUUUCGGCUGAGUGUGCAGAUGAGGUGAGAAAUUUUAAAAAUUCAAUCGAUAAUUGUAUUUUUUUUUCAGGAAGAAGAAGAAUAUCCAACUCGUUACAAUAUUCUUAAUUUUGAAUGGAAAAAUGUGAAAAUACCGAUGACCAUUUCACUAUGGUUGAUUGUUGCAUCAAUUGCGAAAAUUAGUAAGUAAUAAAGAUGUGAAUCUGAAAAGCCAAAUAAAUUUCAGUUUUCAACUUGAUUCCUCAUUUGAACAGUCUUUUCCCGGAUUCUGCUCUUUUGAUUAUGAUUGGUUUGAUUAUUGGAAUUGUUUUCAAUCUAAUCGGUGUUUCAAAAAAUGAAUUCUUUUUGGAAUCCGAAGUUUUCAUGCUAUAUCUUCUACCUCCUUUGAUUUUUGAUGCUGGAUAUUUUAUGCCAGCAAGAGAGUUUUUCGAUAAUUUGGGAUCUAUUUUAGUAUUCGCGUUUAUUGGAACAUCUUUCAAUAUUAUCGCAAUCGGUAAUUUUUUGCUGUUGUGAUUCAAGAUUCUCACAAAUACUUUCCAGCUCUCUCACUAUGGGCAAUUGGUCUCACUGGUCUUUUUUCUGUCGAAACUCCUUUGAUGCAUAUGUUACUUUUUGGUUCAGUUGCUGCUGAUGUCGAUCCAGUUGCGGUUAUUGUCAUUUUCGAAGAACUUGGUGUUAGUUAAUAUGAUAAUCAGCAUAGUUCUUAUUUUUUUAUUUUUAGGUCAAUGAGGUCCUUUUCAUUAGUGUAUUUGGAGAAUCUCUUCUCAAUGAUGGAGUUGCUGUCGUAAGUUUUGUUCUAUUGAGAAUGGUAUUAUUUUUUGGUGGAAUAUUGGUUUAAAAUUCACGAUUCUGAAAUUCAUUUUGCUUUUUAAUCAAUCCUCUAUUCCUUAAUUUUCAAUAAUUUCUUCUUCGAUUCCAAAAAUCCAAAAAUUCCCCUUCCUUCUCUAGAAAAAACAAGCUCCGCCCAUUUCACACAUAUUGCAUGUCAACAAGCAAAACCCAAUUUAUGUCGGCAAGCCAAACUAAUGACUAGUUUUCCUGAAUUUGGGACAAAUUAGCUUUGCGCUGGGGCGAUAACGUGACCAAUGAGGCUUUGCCGAGGUGCGUUUAUUGCUGGUUGAAAACUUUUCCCAAUUGCCCGCGAUGUCCCCUGAAAUAUGGGUCGCAUACGCAAUUUUUGAACGACCCACCGGGUCAGAGAAUGAAAAUUCGGUUUUGUCUUCAAUUUGACCUUAUUUCGUGCGAACUUUCAAGCACGAUAUACAAAACAAUUAUUUGCAGGUACUGUAUCGUAUGUUCUUGACAUUCUCUGAAAUCGGUACUGAAAAUGUGAUCACCCAAGAUUACAUCAAUGGUGGAAUUUCAUUCUUUGUAAUUGCUUUCGGUGGUGUCGCCCUCGGUCUCAUUUUUGCAUUUAUCACCAGUUUUGUCACCAAGUAAGUUUCCUCAAAAAAUAAAGUAACCCGAUCAAAUUGAAUUAAGAUAUUCUCAACAAGUCGGAGUUCUCAAUCCAGUCUUCAUCAUUGUUCUACCGUAUACCUGUUAUCUUGUUGGUGAAAUGUUAGGAUUGUCUAGUAUUAUGGCGUAAGUUUAUAUGUAGAACUUUUUUUUCCAAAAUCAAUCAAUAACUUUUUCUAGUAUCGCAUUCUGUGGUGCUGCAAUGCAUCAAUAUGUCAAAGAAAAUGUGGAUGAAAAAAUAAUGUUAACUAGUAAUUAUUUCAUCAAAGUUUUAUCGAUGGCUUCUGAAACUGUUAUUUUUGUGUUCCUCGGUUUAUCAACAGUUUCAUCUGAUCAUCAUUGGGAUACUCCAUUCGUUGUUCUUACUGUAGUUUUUUGUUUGAUUUAUCGAACUUUGGGAGUUGUAGUUAUGUGUAGUAUUUUGAACAAAUAUCGAUUGAAUAAAUUCACAAAGGUGAGUUUUGAUAAGUGAAAACAGUGAAAAUGAAAUAGUUUAGGUUGAUCAAUUUAUCAUGGCUUAUGGUGGAUUGCGUGGUGCAAUUGCUUACGGUUUGGUUGUUGCUAUCCCAGAUUUCAUUCCGGCGAAAAAUAUGUUUGUCACAAGUUGUAUUAUUGUUAUUUACUUUACUGUCUUCUUACAAGUAAGUUAGUGGGAAUAAUUAGAUUUCGGAUUAUUUAUUUCUAAAACUAGAUGUUUCCAUAAAAUCGAAAUUUUCAGGGAAUUACAUUGAAACCAAUUGCCGAGUUCCUUCAAGUUGAAAAGAAACUCGAACACGAAGAUAAUAUGAUUGAAUCAAUUUACAAACAAGUAAGACUUUUCAAAUUCUGAGGACACCUUUUCAAAAAUGUUUUGUUCAGCUUAUUGAUCAUACAAUGGUUGGAAUGGAAGAUAUUGCUGGAUUCAAAGGACAUCAUUGGAUUCGUGAUACGUUAGUUCUUUUUAAGGCUUACAAUUAAAUUCUCUUAAUUUUCCUAUUUUCAGUUGGCAUCAUAUCAAUCAUCAAUACUUAAAGCCAAUGUUGAUCAAUAAGAAACGUGCAAGACAACUUGACAAAAGUAAUCUUGUUAGAAAAUAUAAUGUGAGUUUUCCAAAUUGGAAUUUGGUAGUUUCUUUAAAAAUACCUGAUUUUCAGCAUUUGAUUGCGGAAGAUGCCAAACAAAUUGCUCGCGGUGAUUUCAAUAAUAUCGCAUUCACAGAUGCUCUUUUGAGACAUGCAAAACUUCGCGGAAACACAGUUGUCGAUUCGAAUGGAAGUAUUCCCAAAAAUGCUGUAAUAAUGGAAAUUCCAGAAAAAGUUGAAGUGAGAUAUGAGGAAUCGGAACACUCGUCACCGCCUCCUCCACAUCCACAUCAUCAUGUUCAUAAUAUUUUCGAACAAGUCAACAAUCCAGCUCUUGAUUUUGAAGAGUUACACGAAAAUGAGCAAGAUGAAGUAUUUUAUAGAGUUUAG